Macadamia integrifolia is the source of this 2782-nucleotide messenger RNA. RefSeq lists its product as uncharacterized. The record is from RefSeq and is a predicted model, not a curated record. Gene Ontology annotation, cellular component: chloroplast. Gene Ontology annotation, molecular function: ATP binding; protein kinase activity. Bases 237 to 2516 code for a protein of 759 amino acids. NCBI's taxonomy places the organism in Eukaryota, Viridiplantae, Streptophyta, Magnoliopsida, Proteales, Proteaceae. Gene Ontology annotation, biological process: protein phosphorylation. The transcript has 12 exons.
CCUUAAAAAUGCCAACGGCUAACGGCAGCGAGAGCACCAAACCGUGAAAAACGUUAGUGUUUCCAUUGCACCACAUGAAGCGACGACGUGUCUAUCCCAUGUCCUUCCUUUCUGGCUCGCUGCUUCCACUUCGUCCUCACAAAGUCGAACCAAAAGAGCCGAGCCUUUCUUCUACUCGCUUUAGUUCUGUAUCUUUGUUCCUGAGAGUCGUAGUUUAAAAGACUUCCGAUUCCGCCAUGGACGUAGCAUCUCAGCUCGUCUACUGCGGAAUGACAUUAUCCUCUUGCCCUUCCUGUUCAAGGAAAACAACAGUGUUUCACUCUAUAUUUCCUGCUAGAUUCAGGUCUCGGGAGCGAAGUGUUGUUGUUUCUGUUGCCACUGAGCCUAAACCCUCUGAAACUGGAUCUUCUCGAGCUGUGCCGCCGAAGGCGAUUAAUGGGGUCUCCACGAGGAUUGGGGAUGUUUCGCAGGAGAUUAAGAGAGUGAGAGCACAGAUGGAAGAAAACGAACAGUUGGCGAUACUCAUGAAAGGUCUUCGGGGGCAGAAUUUGAGGGACUCCCAAUUUGCCGACAACAAUAUACAGCUUCGCCUGGUUGAGGUGGAGGAAAGCAACGAGUCUUUACCUUUGGUUUACGAUCCUGUUACCAUCUCCUCAUACUGGGGAAAGCGUCCUCGUGCGGUUGCAACACGUAUUGUCCAGUUACUGUCUGUUGCUGGCGGUUUUCUUUCUCGUAUUGCCUGGGAUGUGAUAAACAAGAAGGUGAAAGAGAAUGAAGUUGCACGGGCCAUUGAAUUGCGGGAGAUUGUAACAUCUUUGGGUCCAGCAUAUAUAAAACUUGGGCAAGCAUUGAGCAUUCGACCAGAUAUACUAUCACCUGUAGCGAUGAUGGAACUGCAAAAGCUUUGUGAUAAGGUUCCUUCAUUUCCAGAUGAUUUAGCUAUGGCCCUUAUAGAGGAAGAGCUUGGUAAACCGUGGCACCAAAUCUAUUCUGAACUUACUUCCUCCCCAAUUGCUGCUGCAUCUCUGGGUCAGGUAUAUAAAGGCCGUCUAAUUGAGAAUGGGGAGUUAGUGGCUGUUAAAGUACAGCGGCCUUUUGUCCUCGAGACUGUAACUGUUGAUUUGUUCAUCAUCCGGAACUUGGGAUUGUUUAUUCGGAAGUUUCCUCAGAUCUCCAUUGAUGUUGUUGGGUUGGUGGAUGAAUGGGCAGCUCGUUUCUUUGAGGAACUUGAUUAUAUUAAUGAGGGUGAAAAUGGAACACGCUUUGCUGAAAUGAUGAGAAAGGACCUUCCACAGGUUUGUUUGUUGGCAUCUAAAUGUGUUAAUGCAGUUGAGUGUUGGAUAUAUGUAUAUUUUUCAUUUUAUUUGCUUGAUACUGGCUUUUUCCACGCUGAUCCCCAUCCUGGGAAUUUGAUCCGCACACCAGAUGGGAAGUUGGCUAUCCUAGACUUCGGUCUUGUGACAAAAUUAACUGAUGACCAGAAGUAUGGGAUGAUUGAAGCAAUUGCUCAUCUUAUUCAUCGUGACUAUGAAGCUAUAGUCAAAGAUUUUGUUAAGCUCGGUUUCAUUCCAGAUGGGGUUAAUUUAGAACCUAUCUUGCCAGUUCUGGCCAAAGUUUUUGAUCAGGCACUUGAGGGUGGUGGAGCCAAAAAUAUUAACUUCCAGGAGUUGGCAUCGGAUUUAGCCCAAAUAACAUUUGAUUAUCCAUUUAGAAUACCUCCUUAUUUUGCUCUGAUAAUCAGAGCCAUUGGGGUAUUGGAAGGCAUAGCUUUAGUGGGAAACCCUGAAUUUGCCAUCGUUGACGAAGCCUAUCCAUAUAUUGCUCAGAGACUCCUGACAGAUGAAUCACCACGUCUGAGGAAUGCCUUGCGUUACACAAUAUAUGGAAAAUCUGGAGUUUUUGAUGCUGAAAGAUUCAUUGAUGUCAUGCAAGCCUUUGAGAAUUUCAUAACUGCAGCUAAAAGUGGAGGUGGAGAGAACCUGAAAGGGAAUAUGGCUGGUCUAGGCCUUUUACAGAGUCAAACACAGUAUAUCCUUCCUGGAUUUCUACCUACCACCUUGCAGCCAGAGCAGCCAAUUCAAACAAGAGCAGCCUUAGCCUUUCUGCUGUCUGACAAGGGAAGCUUUUUCCGAGAAUUUCUGCUGGAUGAGGUUGUGAAGGGAAUUGAUGCAGUUUCGCGAGAGCAGUUGGUACAAAUCAUGGCAAUCUUAAGGAUUGGAAAUUCGGCACCAAUUUUUACCAUGGUUUCUGCAUUUGGGCCAUUUAAGCGUGAAGCACUUAUACCUACUAUUACAGAUGAGGACAGAGUUAUAUUGAACAAUGUUCAAAAGGUUUUGGAUUUCUUGGCAGCUGGAACUUUAAAAUCCAAAACAUUGGAUCAGGGUGUGGAUAUUGCCCAGGCUGUUCAAGUGCUUCUUCCAGUGUUGCCAGGUAUCUCAGCAACAAUUCUCCCCGAGGUGCUCAAUCGGUUAUCUUCACGAGUGUUAGCACGCUUAAUUCGGGAUACAUUUUUGUAAUACCUUCUACUCUUCAAGCUAAUUAAAUGUGCUUAUAAUAAUUUAGUUAAAAAAAAAAAGAAUGUUCCUAUAGUGAUCAAUUGAAUUACUUGAAAUGAAAAAGAAAAGGCCUCCCUGCAUUGUUAUAACUGGUUGGUGGAGGAAGGGAGAGAGGUCAAAAACUGGCCUCCUGUACAUAUUUGUAUAUUACUUCUUGAUUCCAUGAAUGAGUUUCAAGUUUUAGCUGGAUUCCAUGAAUGAGAAAAAAUAAAAAUAAAAUACUCCAA